CUCGACCAAACAACUCUCAAGUCCAGGUUCAAGUUCAAGCCGCCAUUUGCCCGGGGGAGCUUUUCAUGCCCAUAAAUAAAGUGCCAAAAUAUUCUCCCGCGGGCCUUGAAGAUGAGCGUGGACUCCAACAAUAUUCUGAACGAGAUCGACAGCCUCCUCACCAAGCUCGAGACUCUCCCGGACAAUGUGCGCGUGGAGGCCCUCAGGAAGCUGUCGCAGAAGGUGUCCGUCACUCAGCCAGAGGAGCAGAGAAGCAGCCGAGGGAGGGGAAGGGGGAGGGGAAGAGGAAAGGGAAGAGGAAGAGGAAGGGGUAGGGGUAGAGGACCCACCACCACCACCACCACCUCCACCCCCGUAGAUUUCCCCCUACGUGAUGACCUUCUACAAGUCCUACACACCACAGAUGCCCAUGAAGACUCUCAUGAAGGUGGAAAAAAGGAGAAGGAAGAGGAGGAGGAGGAGAAGGGUAAAGGGAGGGGGGGUUUGAGGGGAAGGAAGCAAGGGAGAGGCGCCCCCCUCGAGAAGGUCAUGACAUUUGGCCGGCGGAGCACCAAGAGAGUGGACUACAGGCAGCUGGCGGAGUUCGGGUACGACGGCGGAGAGGCGGAAGAGGACAGGGGUGGAGGGGACGCAGCUCCUCUGCACAUCCCCGGCACCACAGACACCACACCUCCUCCCGCACCCCCCUCCUGCAACGCCACAUCCUCCUUUCCUGUCAAGAGGCGCAGAGGUCGGCCCCGCAAGCUCCCGCUACCCCCUCCGUCACCUCCUGCGGAAGAGGCGAAGUCGGGUCUUGUUUCCGAUGUCGCUGGUGCAGGUUUGACCCCACCCCUGGCUGCCUACACCUGCCCUGAGCCCUCCACACCUGUUGGGAAUGUUAUUGAUGCACCUGAGAAUACCACGGCCUCUGAUGCAGGAGAUGCGCUGGACCUCCUGGAGAGCUGCCUGAAGGAGAGUGGCAUCAAGGCGGUGGAUGACUUCAUACACAAAAGGAAGAGCGACCCCAACCCAGACCUCAAGACCAUGAUGGAGGAGGAGGAGGAAGACGAGGAGGAGGAGGAGGAGGAAGAGGAGGAGGUGGACGUGGUUGCGGCAGAGGCGAUGAUCAAACUGGAGGAGGAGGAUGCGUACGAUGGGUUCCCGGUGAAGGAGACGGAGGAGGUGUACGUGUGUGACAGUGUGGAGGCUGUCAACAGUAUUCCCAAGAAGAAUGCCGUCAAGUCCCAGUAUAAGUGUGACGAGUGUGGCAAGAUGUACUCCACUCUCUCCAUCCUGAAGUCGCACAAAAUCCGCCACAGGGACAAGAAGGACCUCCCAUUCCACUGCGACAAAUGCGAGUUCACGGCCGCCUCCAAGAUCGAGAUGUUCCGCCACGCCUACAAGCACUCGGACGUCCAGCUCUACAUUUGUGAGAUCUGUGGCAACACCUUCUCGCGUGACACCACCCUCCGAGAGCACAUCGAAUAUGUCCACUUGGCCCCUCGGAAACUCAAGUGUGGCCAGUGCGGCUUCGUGACCAACAGACGUCAGACAAUGCGCAAACAUCUGCUGAGCCACAAGGAGGUUCGCCCCGUCGUCGCCUGCCCCAUCUGCGGCGUAACCUUCAAGUGUAAACGCAACCUCAAAACGCACCUCUUCUCGCAUGUUGGAGCCAAGCCGUUCGAGUGUGACGAGUGCGGCAAGAAGUUCAUCCUGAAGAACCGUCUGGUGGUCCACAAACAGCAAGUCCACGGACCACGAACACACAAAUGCCCUGAGUGUGCCAAGAGCUUCCCAACGUACCACCACCUCCAGAGGCACCUCAGGGUUCACACCGGGGAGAAGCCUUACAAGUGUUGCUUCUGCGCCUUCACCUGCAACACCCAGGGCAACCUCAUCAAGCACAUUAGGCAGAUUCACGAGAAAGUCAGCUUCACCUACAAAGACUGUCUCCGGGUGAGCCAGAACGCAUCCGGGGCCGCCGCGGUGGGUGACAGUGAGCUCCGGCGGCUGAGCGAGGAGGGGCGGGAGGUGGCGGUGAGGCUGCUGCCCGCCCUGGAGGAGUUCACGGGUCAGCCGCUCUCCCUCGAUCAGCUGGCGGAGCAGGUCAGGAAGGAGAAGGAGGCCAAGGAACAGUCCGUGCAGGAACAACUGAGCCGGAAGAAGAAGCGCGCCCAGCGGAAACCCAUUAACGUGCCCCUGAAACACAUACCCCAGGGUGCCUUAUACGCCGGGGGGGCCGAGGGGAAGGUCACCCUCUACGCCGUGCCUGGGGGGGCCGGGGGUGGCGGGGGUAGCAUGGAGACCCUAAUGGAUGACCAGGUGUACGUUGAGGACCCCCUGGGGAGCCUGGGGGAGAGCCAGUACCUUCUAACGCAGCCUGACGAUGGGGGAUGCGUCAUGAUCAUACCCUGGGAUGUGUCGCUGCUGGGGGAGGAGGAGGCUGCCUGGGGGGAGAGACGGGAAGGUGGUAGCGAAGGGGGUGACAUCAUGGCUAUUAAGAUCCCAAAGGAGGAUUCAGGUUCUAUCGGAGGCUUGGAACCUGGGCUUGAGCUUAGACCCAAGGAUGUCAGUCUUAAGGACGAGGCAUCAGGGGAGGUCCUAGGGGUACCGGGGGUGGUUGGAGGGCUUACCAGGGGGCUAGGAGGCAAGAGAAAGCCACAGAGUAUACCACAAGGGAAGACAUACCAGAAGCCCUUCCCGGAGUCCAUUCAGGUGAUCGCGUCCAAUGAGCCUGUUGACGACCCUGCCCAGGAUGCCUCAAGCUUCGUCCUGCCUGAAGGGUACAUCCUCGACCCCACCGGACAGGUCAUACAACUCCCGGAGGAGGUCCUGGACGCUAACCUACUCCUGCGACAGGCUGUGAGGGGGCAGGAGGCACCGGAAGUGACAAUUAACAAGAUCACAAGCAACGUCUACUCCUUGAUGAGCCAGGGAAGGGACGGGGAUGGCGGGGAGACGUAUGUGAUCACGACGCAGGAAGGGGAGGAUGAGGACGACGAGGAGGAGAGGUCAUCAGAGGAACAGGAGAGGGUGGGGAGGCUUGAAACUACCCCUGGGAAAGUUGACCUCCUACCAGCUGAAGAGGAGGAGGAUAGACAGUCAGCCCUGGUGCUUAUAGUAAAUGCAGACGACCUUGACAGCUGAGAAACCAAGACAGA
Molecule: messenger RNA, 3140 nt
Organism: Eriocheir sinensis (Chinese mitten crab)
Lineage: Eukaryota; Metazoa; Arthropoda; Malacostraca; Decapoda; Varunidae
Exons: 14
Coding region: 112-3126 (1004 amino acids)
Biological process (GO): regulation of transcription by RNA polymerase II
Molecular function (GO): RNA polymerase II cis-regulatory region sequence-specific DNA binding; DNA-binding transcription factor activity
Source: RefSeq, a predicted model, not a curated record